Messenger RNA from Moesziomyces antarcticus, 492 nucleotides. RefSeq lists its product as uncharacterized. The record is from RefSeq and is a predicted model, not a curated record. Lineage: Eukaryota; Fungi; Basidiomycota; Ustilaginomycetes; Ustilaginales; Ustilaginaceae. Bases 1 to 492 code for a protein of 163 amino acids. The transcript is spliced from 2 exons.
AUGAAGCCUCUCUCCGUCGUAUCUCUCACCGCGCUCUUGCUCGCUAUCGCGGUACUGGGCACUCGAGCUGCUCCUGUACCUAACGUGUCCGGAAGCACGGAAAGCAGAGGCAACCAACUUGCUGCUUGGUGGGACUCCUACUUGAGCUCGGCAGCAUUCAGGAAGCAGCUUGGCCCUGAGGACAUCUGGAGAUCGAGCCGCGACGAGCUCGCCCAGCACCUAGAUGCCUUUCAUCAGCGUCUGGAUCAGCUCGACUACCUGAAGAGAUGGGUUCUCAGCAACAAGCUGACGCGGUCCGCGCUGACGACCGAGCAGCGCCACACCCUCGCGACGCCAUUCUUGCCAUGGAAGGACAAGGCGCUGUCGAACGGGUACGUGAACCGUCGUCAGCUGGCAGACUGGCUUCGCGAGGAGGGAUCGCUGCUUACCCGUGUAGAGCUAGCCCUGCACGACGUAGCGACUUUCCUCCCGGACGUUUCUCCUCCACGUUAA